AUGGCGCCCGCUGCUGCUGCGUCCCGGGUGGCUGUCUCGGCGCCGGUCUUCGGCUCGGAUGGCGGCGCCAGGAGCUCCGGGAUCAAGGGUAACAACAAUGUUGUUAGCUUCGGCAACAAAUCCUGGGUCGGUGGCACAUUGGCCUGGGAGAGCAGCUCGGUGCGGCCCAGGCACGCGAACAAGGUGCUCUGCAUAUCUGUCCAGCAGGCGAGCAAGAGUAAAGUCUCUGUUGCGCCGCUCGAUCUCGAGAGCGCCAAGGAGCCACCUCUCAACACAUACAAGCCCAAGGAGCCCUACACGGCUACCAUUGUCUCGGUGGAGAGGCUAGUCGGCCCCAAAGCUCCCGGGGAGACUUGCCACAUCGUCAUUGACCAUGGUGGCAAUGUGCCGUACUGGGAGGGCCAGAGUUACGGUGUUAUUCCUCCUGGAGAAAACCCCAAAAAGCCUGGAGCCCCACAAAAUGUCCGGCUUUAUUCAAUUGCAUCGACUAGGUAUGGAGAUUACUUUGAUGGAAGAACCGGAAGCUUGUGUGUCCGCCGUGCAGUUUAUUAUGAUCGUGAAACUGGCAAGGAGGAGCCCUCAAAGAAUGGUGUCUGCAGUAAUUUCCUGUGCAACUCAAAACCUGGGGACAAGAUUCAGUUAACAGGUCCCUCUGGCAAAAUAAUGCUUCUACCUGAGGAGGAUCCAAACGCAACCCAUGUCAUGAUUGCUACUGGUACCGGUGUUGCCCCCUUCCGUGGGUACCUGCGUCGCAUGUUCAUGGAAGAUGUCCCGAACUACAGAUUUGGUGGCUUGGCCUGGCUCUUCCUUGGUGUUGCCAAUUCAGACAGCCUUCUGUACGACGAAGAAUUCACCAGCUAUCUUAAGCAGUAUCCAGACAAUUUCAGGUAUGACAAAGCCCUCAGCAGGGAGCAGAAGAACAGGAGCGGUGGCAAGAUGUACGUCCAGGACAAGAUCGAGGAGUACAGCGAUGAAAUUUUCAAGCUUCUGGAUGGUGGCGCGCACAUCUACUUCUGCGGUUUGAAGGGGAUGAUGCCUGGAAUUCAGGACACCCUUAAGAAGGUGGCAGAGCAGAGAGGCGAGAGCUGGGACCAGAAGCUUGCCCAGCUCAAGAAGAACAAGCAAUGGCAUGUUGAGGUCUACUAG
Molecule: messenger RNA, 1146 nt
Organism: Miscanthus lutarioriparius
Lineage: Eukaryota; Viridiplantae; Streptophyta; Magnoliopsida; Poales; Poaceae
Source: the annotation of a GenBank genome assembly